Molecule: messenger RNA, 2284 nt
Organism: Brassica napus (rape)
Lineage: Eukaryota; Viridiplantae; Streptophyta; Magnoliopsida; Brassicales; Brassicaceae
Product: phospholipase D zeta 1-like
Exons: 12
Coding region: 400-2037 (545 amino acids)
Biological process (GO): intracellular signal transduction; phospholipid catabolic process; phosphatidic acid biosynthetic process
Cellular component (GO): plasma membrane
Molecular function (GO): D-type glycerophospholipase activity
Source: RefSeq, a predicted model, not a curated record
UCGAAUCUCAAGUUUUCAUUUGCUAUUACUAUCACUUUUCAGAUAUACAUCCUUAUAUACAAGGAGGUUGCUCUUGCUUUAAAGAUCAACAGUGUAUAUAGCAAACGCAGGCUUCUUAGCAUUCAUGAGAAUGUGAGGGUACUUCGUUAUCCUGACCACUUCUCUAGCGGUGUCUAUCUCUGGUCCCACCAUGAAAAACUUGUCAUCGUCGAUCAUCAGGUUUGCUUCAUUGGAGGGUUGGACUUGUGUUUUGGCCGGUACGACACGUUUGAACAUAAAGUAGGAGAUAACCCUUCUGUGACAUGGCCUGGAAAGGACUAUUACAACCCUAGAGAAUCUGAACCAAACACUUGGGAGGAUGCUCUGAAAGAUGAGUUAGACCGAAGAAAAUAUCCACGGAUGCCUUGGCAUGAUGUGCAUUGUGCUUUAUGGGGUCCACCUUGCCGUGAUGUGGCUAGGCAUUUUGUUCAACGCUGGAACUAUGCUAAGAGAAACAAAGCACCAUACGAAGAUUCAAUUCCGCUUCUUAUGCCUCAACAUCACAUGGUUAUACCCCACUACAUGGGAAGGCAAGAGGAGUCGGACAUUGAAUGCAAGAAUGACGAAGACAGCAUUAAAGGGAUUCGAAGAGAGGAUUCAUUUUCUUCUGGAUCAUCUUUGCAGGACAUUCCGUUACUUUUGCCUCAAGAGCCAGUUGAUGAGGAUGGUUCGAGUAGGGGGCAUAAAGCAAAUGGUACUAACAGUAGAAAUGGCCCAUUCUCUUUCCGGAAAUCCAAAAUAGAACCAGUUGUGGGAGAUACUCCUAUGAGGGGCUUUGUAGAUGAUCGUAAUGGGCUACAUCUUCCAGUGGCAAAGCGUGGUUCUAAUUCAAUUGAUUCAGAGUGGUGGGAAACACAAGAACGUGGUUAUCAGGUCGGGUCGCCAGAUGAGAGUGGACAAGUCGGUCCGAGAACUUCAUGCCGCUGUCAGAUUAUACGAAGUGUGAGCCAGUGGUCUGCUGGAACAAGCCAAGUUGAAGAGAGUAUCCAUUCUGCUUACCGUUCUCUCAUUGAUAAAGCUGAGCAUUUUAUCUACAUUGAGAAUCAGUUUUUCAUAUCAGGCCUUUCUGGAGAUGACACGAUAAAGAACCGUGUCUUAGAAGCGUUGUACAAGAGGAUUUUGCGUGCCCAUAACGAAAAGAAAAGUUUCAGAGUUGUUGUUGUUAUACCUCUCCUCCCGGGGUUCCAGGGAGGUAUUGAUGACAGCGGCGCAGCAUCUGUUAGAGCCAUAAUGCAUUGGCAGUAUCGAACCAUGUACAGAGGACAUAAUUCAAUAUUGAACAAUCUUUACAAAACCGUUGGCCCAAAGGCUAAUGAUUAUAUCUCCUUCUACGGCCUUAGGGCGUAUGGUAAACUUUCCGAAGAUGGACCUGUCGCCACUAGUCAGGUGUAUGUUCACAGUAAAAUCAUGAUAAUUGAUGACCGUGCAGCACUGAUUGGAUCUGCCAAUAUCAAUGACCGGAGUUUGCUUGGCUCAAGGGAUUCUGAGAUUGGAGUACUAAUCGAAGACAAAGAAUUGGUAGAUUCGCGCAUGGCUGGAAAGCCAUGGAAGGCUGGGAAAUUUUCUUUAAGCCUUAGGCUCUCUCUUUGGUCAGAACACCUUGGACUUCGUAGUGGAGAGAUUGAUCAGAUAAUUGAUCCCGUUUCUGAUUCAACCUACAAGGAGAUAUGGAUGGCAACUGCAAAGACAAACACGAUGAUAUAUCAGGAUGUCUUCUCUUGUGUACCCAAUGAUCUCAUCCAUUCAAGAAUGGCGUUCAGACAAAGCAUAUCGUAUUGGAAGGAGAAACUGGGACACACAACAAUCGACUUGGGAAUAGCACCGGAGAAGCUGGAGUCUUACCACAAUGGAGACAUCAAGAGAAGCGAUCCAAUGGACAGACUAAAGUCGAUAAAGGGACAUCUAGUCUCUUUCCCUUUAGAUUUCAUGUGCAAAGAAGAUCUAAGACCUUUCUUCAAUGAGAGUGAAUACUACGCAUCCGCUCAAGUCUUUCAUUGAGAUCUCGAAUCUAUUCAGCGACUGUUCUACACGGGAAAAAACUUCAUUGCUAUCUUUAACCAAUUCAUUUCAUAUGUUUAUGGGAAAGAAUUAAAGAUGUCUGUAUAGGGAGGGAUAUGUGUGAUGUUGGAAACAAGAGGGAACUCGGAAGAGAAGCCAUUUUGCUAUGUUUUGGUUGCUCUCUUCCGAGGUAAAGAAAGAACCAAUUCAUUUUCUAUAAGUUAAAUAUUUAGUAUAUUAUACUCGA